This is a messenger RNA of Dioscorea cayenensis subsp. rotundata (Guinea yam), 1195 nucleotides long. Its product is annotated as cinnamoyl-CoA reductase 1-like. The transcript has 6 exons. Gene Ontology annotation, molecular function: oxidoreductase activity, acting on the CH-OH group of donors, NAD or NADP as acceptor. Lineage: Eukaryota; Viridiplantae; Streptophyta; Magnoliopsida; Dioscoreales; Dioscoreaceae. The coding region runs from base 50 to 1030 and encodes 326 amino acids. The record is from RefSeq and is a predicted model, not a curated record.
UUCUUGUCAACAAACGAGAGCGCGAGGGCAGUGUGCAAGGCUGCAAGCAAUGGAGGAAGAGGCGAGAGUUAUAAAAAAGGGGAAUAGGGUUUGUGUGACUGGGGCUGGUGGAUUUGUGGCUUCAUGGCUUGUUAAACUUCUCCUCUCUCAUGGCUACCAUGUCCAUGCCACUGUCAGAGAUCCAUGUGACAACAAGAAUUCGCAUUUGAAGAAGUUGGAAAAUGCGUUGGAAAACCUACAACUCUUCAAGGCCGAUUUGCUUGAUUAUGACUCGAUACUAGAGGCAGCCGCAGGAUGUGAAGGAGUCUUCCAUGUAGCAUCUCCUGUUCCCACAACCAAAGUGUCUAAUCCUGAGGUAGAAGUUAUUUCUCCUGCUGUGACGGGUACUCAGAAUGUGCUCAAGGCUUGCUCUGCUUUGAGAGUUAAGCGUGUAGUUGUGGUGUCUUCGGUUGUUGCUGUGACAUUGAACCCACACUGGCCAAAGGGAAAGGUUUUGGAUGAGGAAUGUUGGUCAGACCCGGAACACUGUAGGAUGACUGAGAACUGGUAUUACCUUGCAAAGACACUGGCAGAGGCUGAUGCUUUCAAGUAUGCAAAGGAGAAUGAUCUUGACGUUGUCACUGUUUGUCCAUCAAUGGUUCUUGGACCUUUGUUUCAGCCCACUGCGAAUUUUAGCACCCUGUUUCUCAUCAAUAUUUUGAAAGGGCUCCGUGAGUCAAAGGAAAACAGGCUUUACCAUAUCGUGGAUGUUCGAGAUGUAGCUGAUGCACUGCUCCUUGUGUAUCAGAAACCAGAAGCAUCUGGGCGGUACAUCUGCGCAAGCCAUCCAAUCAAGAUCAGAGAGGUCAUUGAUACUCUGAGGAGCGUGUAUCCCAACUACAAUUACCUAAACAACUUAACUGACGUGGAUUAUGAUCACCUUAUGACUUCAGAGAAGUUAAAGAAGCUAGGAUGGAAAUGUAGGCCUCUCAAAGAGACCCUCAUUAAUACGGUCCAGUCUUAUGAAGAGGCAGGUAUCUUGGACAACUAAAGAUGAUACAGGCUUUCAUACAUGUAGUAACACUUAUGAAUUAGCUCGAAACAUUGCGGUGCAUUUGCACUUGCACUUGUUGAUUUUUAAUAUAUCAAGAACCAUCUGUGAACACUCCUUCAAUCUGCAAUGUUUUGUUAUGUGCAGUUCCUAUGUUUUGACUUA